AUGGAUUUCACCACCACCCAUUAUAUCUCCGAACUUCAUCUCAACAAACUUUUAUCAAAAAACGCAACACCACCCGCGAAAAAUAAAAUAAUAAUCACUCAUCGUUGGCAAAACAAUCAGGUUAUACUUACUCCUAAUUCCUUUAUUAUAAUGACUUCUAUACCGUCUGAUAUAAAACUACCGCCAUCUGAUAUUAAACAAACCAUUGAUAAAACAGUAGGCUAUGUUCUUAAGAAUGGAAAAUCUUUUGAAGAACGAUUAUUGACAAAUAAUAAAAAUGAUAAAUUCACUUUCAUCAAACAAGAUAAUGAGUAUUAUCCUUAUUAUAAAUGGAAAUUAGACUCAUUAAAGAAAACUCAAGAACUAACUGAACCAUUCACUGAAGAUCAAUUACAAGAUGAAGAGAAUAUAAGAAUUGCAAAACCACCAGAUUUACCCUUUUUAAUUGAUUUACCCAUUAUUUCACAACGUGAUCUAGAUGUCAUUAAAGCAACGGCAUUAUACAUUGCUCAAAAUGGUAAACAAAAAAUCCCAAAAUUAUUACAACAUGAAACAAAAUUGAAUAAUCGAGCUCAAUUUGAAUUUUUAAAUGAAUCUCAUUCAUUACAUGGGUUAUUUCAAAAGUAUAUUCAACAAUAUAAAACGGUAAUUGCUUUAUACAAAAACUCUCCAGAAGAAAAUGACGAAGAAUAUCAUUUGUUACGACAACUAAUCCAGAGCCCACGAGGAGAAUAUGAUAUUUUAACCCAAGCUUAUAAUCGGGCACAAUAUAUAAAACAAAAUAAGGUGAUAGAAAAAAGAGAACAAGAAGAAUCAAAAGCUCGACAAUUGCAUUAUGCACUGAUAGAUUGGCAAGAUUUUUCAUUAAUUGCUAAAGUUGAUUUUAAUGCGAUUGAUGCAGUUAAAGAAUUGAGUAUACCGUUGAAACGAGAUGAUUUGAUUAAACGAUCAUUGGAUGCCAGAAGUAAAGAUAUUGAAUUGCCAAAAGUGGCAGCAGCAGCAGCAGCAGCAGUGGUGGCAACAACCACACCAGAAGUAAUUAACACCAAAGACCAAGUUCAAACUCAAGAUGAGAAACAAUCUAGUUCUGAAGCUGAUAAUGGUACUCCAGUCCCAUCUGCGCCACCAAUCAAAGGUAUGAAAAUUAGAGCUGCUGGGACUUCUAGAUUGAAAAAACCACUGGAAACAAACACAACAAUGACUACGAAAAACACCAUUAAAUGUCCUAUCACUGGGAAACUAAUUCCAGAAAAUGAAUUCGACACUCAUAUCAAAACUUUGUUACGUGAUCCAAGGUAUAAAAAAGAACAAGAGAAUUAUAUACGGAAGAAUUUCAGUUAUGCAUCCAAUAUUACCACUGAUCAAGUGUAUGAAAAUAUCAAACGAUUUGUCAAGAAAAGGACUAAUAUCGAAGAUGAAAACCUGACAAAGAAAAAAAAAGUCCACAAGUAG
Molecule: messenger RNA, 1452 nt
Organism: Candida dubliniensis CD36
Lineage: Eukaryota; Fungi; Ascomycota; Pichiomycetes; Serinales; Debaryomycetaceae
Exons: 1
Coding region: 1-1452 (483 amino acids)
Biological process (GO): mRNA cis splicing, via spliceosome; regulation of alternative mRNA splicing, via spliceosome
Cellular component (GO): U2 snRNP; catalytic step 2 spliceosome; U2-type prespliceosome
Molecular function (GO): RNA binding
Source: RefSeq, a predicted model, not a curated record